This is a messenger RNA of Trichophyton benhamiae CBS 112371, 516 nucleotides long. RefSeq lists its product as uncharacterized. Gene Ontology annotation, cellular component: plasma membrane. The record is from RefSeq and is a predicted model, not a curated record. Bases 1 to 516 code for a protein of 171 amino acids. Lineage: Eukaryota; Fungi; Ascomycota; Eurotiomycetes; Onygenales; Arthrodermataceae. The transcript is spliced from 3 exons.
AUGGUCGGGGCAGCUGGACUUAUUCUUCUGGCCCAUUUUGACACCCUAAAACAUUCCCGCCUUCACGGUGGAUUCCUGAUAAUGUUCAUAGGAGGGUACCUGCUCAGUGCUCUAUUCAUAUGCCUGGAGUACCUCCGCCUUGGAGUUGAAUACAAGGAGCACAAAAUCAUCUUCAUGAGCUUCCUGGUCAAGGUGUUUUUCAUUUUGGUUGAGCUAGCACUGGCAAUUGCAUAUAAAGUCCUUGGAAAGAGAAGACGAACGAGAGACACCGCUGCGAUUAUUGAAUGGGUUGUUGCUUUCAUUUUCGCGCUAUACGUGCUCUCGUUUGUUGUUGACUUGUUCCCUGCAGUGAAAAGCAAAGAUCAUAUUCCACAAGGCGAACGUUCUCGGGCCAUGGCUCAAACAUCCUCGAGCCUGGAGUCUGGGUCCUAUCCCUCGACGCAGCCCCGGCUGAGCCAAGAAGCACAACUGGCUACCGAUCAGAUGGUGGAUGAUUAUGAUACCCACUGCAUAUAA